Messenger RNA from Dermacentor silvarum, 598 nucleotides. RefSeq names its product forkhead box protein B2-like. The transcript has 4 exons. The annotation marks the transcript as partial. Lineage: Eukaryota; Metazoa; Arthropoda; Arachnida; Ixodida; Ixodidae. The record is from RefSeq and is a predicted model, not a curated record.
AUGGCUACGGCCGGCCUGAGCAACGGUGCAGCUGAGGCAGGGCCUCAUUCCCACACAGCCUUUCUGGGGACCUUUGCGGCACCUCUGAUGGGGCAAGGGGAGCCCUACCAACACCACCACCACCAACAUGCGCCACCACAGGCUGCUGCACCUCCUCACCACCAGCAUCAGCAGCUGGUGCCCAUGUACCUGCAGCCGCCUCCACCUGCCAGCCUUCCUCUGCGGUACCUGCGGCCGCAGACGCCUCCAUCCAGCACAGCGCAGGCACAACAGCAGCCCCUGGUGGGCUAUGCCCUCUGCUCAGCUGGACCACCCGUUGUGCCACCCCAGCACCCACUGCCGCCCGUGGUCACCGCCUUCCAGUCACUGGUGCCGUGCGUGGCUCGGCCUGCUGUGGCGAGCAAUGCAGCGGGAGCUAGCCGUGCCUCCCUGGUUGGGCCAGCCUCAUUUGCCGUGGGCUUACCGACCUGUGGCAUGGCCAAAAGUGGAACACCCUUCCUCGGCAUGGCAGCACCCACGCACCCUUCAGCAAUGACACCAUAUGGGGAUCCUUCAAUGGGAGAACGAGUGGCAUCCGGUGGAGAUGCCUCGUCUAUGG